Uloborus diversus is the source of this 1146-nucleotide messenger RNA. Its product is annotated as tRNA wybutosine-synthesizing protein 2 homolog. The transcript is spliced from 5 exons. Gene Ontology annotation, molecular function: tRNA methyltransferase activity. The coding region runs from base 181 to 1146 and encodes 321 amino acids. Gene Ontology annotation, cellular component: cytoplasm. Lineage: Eukaryota; Metazoa; Arthropoda; Arachnida; Araneae; Uloboridae. The record is from RefSeq and is a predicted model, not a curated record. Gene Ontology annotation, biological process: tRNA methylation.
UAAACAUUUUGAAUUCGUCUGCUCUGCCGUUUGUCGAAAGAAUAUUUUCUUUUAUAACUAUAAUAAAUUAAUGAAAUGAUUCUGGUACAUUCUAUUUCGUACAAGCAAAGCAUUAUAAAAUGAAAAUUUCAGUACUUCUUUGUAGAAGCUAAUUCACAGCAGCAUUUUGUUUCAUAUAAAAUGCCGAAAACUCGGCGUUCGAAAGUUUUAAAUCCAAAAGAAAUCCUCAAGACGAAAUUGCUUGAACUUUUUAGUGACCGUGACGAGAAUAACACUGAAUUAAAUGAUGUGCCGCAGAAGUGGGAAAAGCAUGGAGAUCUUAUUUUGUUACCUUCUUCAAGUUUUCGUAAAGAUGUCUGGUUGCAAUUCGGAGAUAAACUAUGGGACAUUGUUGCAGAGGCAUUGAAUGCAAAUAGAGUAGCACGUAAAUCUACUAUUCAGAAUGAUGACUUCCGUAGCCCUCGAGUUGAACUUCUGAAAGGAGAGGACAGCUGGGUUACACAUAUUGAUAAUAAAAUUAAGUAUACAUUUGAUGUCACAAAAUGUAUGUUCAGUUCUGGAAAUAUAUCUGAAAAAUUGCGAAUUGCCAAGUUUUGCUGUGAAGGUGAAACAAUCGUGGAUUUAUAUGCUGGCAUUGGAUAUUUCACUUUGCCUUUCAUCAUUCAUGCAAAAGCAGAAUUGGUACAUGCAUGUGAAUGGAAUCCUCAUGCUGCUGAAGCACUAGAGAAAAAUCUCAUUUUAAAUAAAGUUCGAGAAAAAUGUGUCAUCCAUUUUGGGGAUAACAGACAGGUUUGCCCUGAAAAAGUAGCCGACAGAGUGAAUUUAGGACUCAUACCAUCUUCCGAAUCAGGAUGGGAAACAGCCUGCAGAGCUCUGAAACCAUCUGGUGGAAUUUUGCAUGUACAUGGGAAUGUGAUUAGCAAUAUGAAAUCUAAAACAAUACCCAUGGAAAAUAAUAAAUGUAAUAUGGUGGAAUGGACUGAAUGGGCAGAACACGUGCGUUGCAAGAUAGAAACUAUUCUGUCAGAUCUGUACCAUUAUUCAUGGCUAGUGGAAGUCUUGAACAUCAAUCACAUUAAAUCAUAUGCACCACACAUUGACCAUCUUGUGGUAGAUAUUAAUUGUAAAUGUGCUGUGGGUCAAUAA